This is a messenger RNA of Encephalitozoon intestinalis ATCC 50506, 2067 nucleotides long. Its product is annotated as DNA repair and recombination protein. Gene Ontology annotation, molecular function: ATP-dependent chromatin remodeler activity; ATP binding. The transcript has a single exon. NCBI's taxonomy places the organism in Eukaryota, Fungi, Microsporidia, Unikaryonidae. The coding region runs from base 1 to 2067 and encodes 688 amino acids. The record is from RefSeq and is a predicted model, not a curated record. Gene Ontology annotation, cellular component: nucleus. Gene Ontology annotation, biological process: transcription-coupled nucleotide-excision repair.
AUGGACUGUAAAGCCGAAGACUAUGAGAAGUCGUUUGUUGAAAAGUACUUGGAGAGGGCGGCAUCUUCCAAGAUCGAUGAGCUAAAGAAGAAAAUAGAGGCACACAAAGGUAAAGGAGAUAUGGGGAAGGUUAAGGACUUGGAGAGAGAGAUAGAGGAAGUUAAAAGCAGGCUUGCAGCAGACAAAUCGAUUAUGUGCAAGAAGGACAGUAGAAAAGAGGAGGUAGAAGAGAAGAGGAAUAUCGACUUCGAAUGGUCUGGGAUGGAAGAUGACAAGGACAUUGAAGUCUUCAACGAAAGGUGUGAGAAGUCGAUUGAGAAGUACUGCAAUCACAUGGGAAUUAUGAAGAAUGAGUUCCAGGAGAAUUUAAGAAAGGAAAGUAGUAUAUGCGAGGGAUUUGAGAUUCCAGAUUUCCUUUGGAACUCGCUUUUUGAAUAUCAGCGGGAUGGGGUGGCAUGGAUGCUGGGGCUGUAUAAGAGAGAGAAAGGUGGAGUUCUUGCAGAUGAUAUGGGGCUUGGGAAGACGAUCCAAAUGAUUGUGUUUUUAGCAGUUCUAUUCCACAACAAAUCCAUCGAAAAGGCACUAAUACUGUGUCCAGCCACAAUAGUCUCGCAAUGGAUGGCGGAAUGGAAAAGAUUUUAUCCGUUUGUAAGAGUUUUCUUUGGAUUCCCAGCCGAGGACUGCAGAGGAGUGUAUUUGAUGUCGUAUGAGAAGUUCAAGGCAAGGGCAAAGGACCUUUUAUGGGAUACUUUGGUCCUAGAUGAGGGGCACAAGAUAAAGAACAGAAAUGCGCAGAUCACACUUUCAGUGAAGAAAGUAAGGUCUCGGAGUCGCUUUGUUCUUUCUGGAACGCCCAUCCAGAAUAACCUUGGGGAGCUAUGGUCUAUGUUUGACUUUGUCAAUCCGGGGCUUCUGGGGUCGCACACCUCUUUCCAUGAGGAGUUUGAGGAGAUAAUACGUAGAGGAGGGUACAAGAGUGCUAGCAAUCUCCAGGUUGAAAAGGCUUAUAGACACAGUUUGAUGCUCCGGUCAUUGAUAGAGCCGUAUAUACUAAGAAGAACAAAGUCGCAGAUUUCGCAUAAGCUUCCUUCCAAGGAAGACAAAAUAAUAUUCUGCACGUUGACACCAAUCCAAAUUGAACUCUACAACAGGAUUCUCGAGUCAAAACACAUAAUGAAGGUUCUGAUUGGAAAGGCGAACCUUCUGAGUGGGAUUUCCAUGCUUCGGAAGGUAUGCAAUCAUCCAAGACUGUUUAUUCCCAGAAAGGAAGACGGUUCUGAAGACCUUUCUGAAGAAGCAUCUGGCGAAAAAAAUAACGAGGAGACCUUGGGGCUUUUGAAGAAAGAAGAGAGCCAGUAUGGGCUUGUGAGCUCCUCGUGUAAGAUAAAGAUUCUGAUGGAUCUUCUCAAGAAAUGGAAGAGUGAGGGGAACAAAGUACUGGUGUUUUCGCAGACAAUAAGGAUGCUAGAUAUAAUAGAGAAGUGUGUUGAAAAGUACGCAUACUUAAGAAUGGAUGGUAGAACAUCGACGUCGAGUCGGUCUUCGCUUGUGGAUAGAUUCAACAAGGAUGAUAGCAUAUUCAUGUUUCUUUUGACAACCAAGGUAGGAGGCCUUGGACUAAAUCUUACUGGAGCGUCUCGAAUUGUUAUAUAUGACCCGGACUGGAAUCCAUCGACAGACACACAAGCCAAGGAGAGGGCAUGGAGAUAUGGACAGAGAAAAGGUGUGGAAAUAUAUAGGUUUAUUUGCAAGGAUACAAUUGAAGAGAAGGUUUAUCAAAAGCAGAUAUUUAAAGAUCUACUUGGGAAGAAGGUCUUGAGUAACCCUGGGCUAAGUAGAUUCUUCAACAAGUCAUGUAUAAACGAGCUGUUUAGCUUUACAGCGACCAGAGGUUUUGCCGAGGUCAAAACACACGAGGAGGACAACGAUGGCGAGGAGACAGGAGUCUUGAAGAAGAUCCGGGAUAGAGAUUUCGAAGUGUUUUCCAGGAUAAAGACUUUGAACGAAAAGAGGAUUUUGAGCGGGUCUGAGGUGCUGGAGUAUAUAAGGCUUAGGGAGAAGGAAUGA